AUGGAUUUAGGGAUAGCAAAGAUACUCAUGAUAUACGAAGGUAUAGACUGCAAGACCGAUUUGAUCAGUGUUUCUCGUCCAGCUUGUGACAAACAUUUGCUGCUCCAUGAGUUAAUCUUCUUCCACACUCUUUCCUUUACAAAUUUGAAAGUAGAUGUGCGACUUCUUCCAACCAUAGAAGGAACACCAAGUAAUAUAAAAAUUGCAUCCAUGAAUAAUUUGGGUUUGUCAAUCACAGUGUUUAUUCUAGUAUUGGCCUUUUUAUUUCAAUGUUCAUCUUCUUCUUCAUCAUUGAGAAAGGGUUCCUCCCUCUUAGUGGAAAAUCCAGAAGAUAACAUCAUGUCACAAAAUGGCAUGUUCUCUGCUGGCUUUACUGCUAUUGGUGAGAAUGCAUAUUCCUUUGCCAUAUGGUUCACAGAACCAACUUCCCUCAACCUCAACAAAACCAUUAUUUGGAUGGCAAAUCGCGACCAACCCGUGAAUGGAAAACGAUCCAAACUUACCCUUUUAAACACUGGAAAUAUUGUAUUGUUUGAUGUUUCUUUAAACAAUGUUAGGUCUUCAAACACAGCAUCAUUGAAACCACUAGAGUUGCAUCUCAAAGAUGAUGGAAAUCUUGUGUUGCGUGAGCUUCAAGGAAUCACAAUUUUGUGGCAGAGUUUUGACUCUCCAACAGAUACUCUCCUUCCAGGUCAACCUCUUACAAGAUAUACAAAGCUUGUAGCUUCAAGAAGUGAGAGUAAUCAUUCUACUGGCUUCUACAAGUUCUACUUUGAUGAUGCAAAUGUUCUUGGUCUUCAUUAUGAUGGCCCUGAUAUUUCUAGCUCUUAUUGGCCAAAACCUUGGCUUCUAAUUUCGCAAGUUGGCAGGGCUAAUUUCAAUGGUAGCAGAAUUGCAUUGUUGGACUCUUUUGGUAGUUUCCUUUCAUCGGAUAAUUUGAUUUUCAUAACAUCUGAUUAUGGAACAGUUCUACAAAGAAGAAUGAAAAUGGAUUCUGAUGGUAAUUUAAGGGUGUAUAGUAGAAUUAAUGUGUCACAAAAUUGGUAUGUUUCAUGGCAAGCCAUUUAUGGUGCUUGCAUAGCUCAUGGGAUUUGUGGAGAUAAUAGCACAUGUAGUUAUAAUCCUAAGCAUGGAAGAAAAUGUUCUUGUAUUCCAGGGUAUAGAGUGAAGAACCAUAGUGAUUGGUCUUAUGGUUGUGAGCCUAUGUUUGAUUUUACUUGCAAUAGAAGUGAGUCUACCUUUUUUGAGAUGGUAAAUGUUGAGUUUUAUGGCUAUGACAUUCAUUAUGUUCCUAUGAGUAACUAUAGUUCUUGUGAGAAAUUGUGCUUAGAAGAUUGUAAUUGUAAAGGAUUUCAGUACGGUUUUGGGGUAUUAAAAGGCUUUUAUAAGUGUUAUACAAAAACACAAUUGCGAAAUGGAAGGCAUUCACCAUUCUUUGUAGGAUCAACCUACUUGAGGUUACCUAAAGGUAAUACCUUCUCUAAAGAAGAAUCUUCCACUCCAAGUGACCAUGUUUGUCUUGUGAAACUUCAAAGAAAUUUUGUUAGCGAAAGUGAGAACCAUUAUGUGAAUUUUUUUCUAUGGUUUGCCGCUGCGAUCGGAGCUUUUGAAGCGAUCUGCAUUUUCAUCGUUUGGUGUUCCUUAUUCAGGAACCGAAAGACAAAUGCAGACCAACACGGAUACCACCAGCUCGCAGCAAUAGGGUUUAGAAAAUACAGUUACUUGGAGCUAAAGAAAGCAACAAAAGGGUUCAGUCAAGAGAUUGGAAGAGGUGGAGGGGGUAUCGUGUACAAAGGCCUAUUAUCUGAUCAAAGACAUGUUGCGGUAAAAAGACUUUACAAUGCUCAACAAGGAGAAGGUGAAUUUCUAGCUGAAGUAGGAAUCAUUGGAAGGCUUAAUCACAUGAAUUUGAUCGAAAUGUGGGGAUAUUGCGCUGAGGGAAAAUAUAGACUAUUGGUUUACGAGUACAUGGAAAAUGGUUCUUUAGCCGAAAACUUAUCGGCUAAUAAACUUGAUUGGAGUAAAAGGUACAAAAUUGUUUUAUCAAUAGCAAGAGUUUUAGCAUAUCUACAUGAAGAAUGUUUGGAGUGGAUUUUGCAUUGUGAUAUAAAGCCACAAAACAUACUUCUUGAUUCUAACUUCCAGCCCAAGUUAGCCGAUUUUGGAUUGUCAAAGCUGCAAAACAGGAACAACCUUAAUAAUUCAUGCAUCUCAAUGAUUAGAGGAACAAGAGGGUAUAUGGCACCUGAAUGGAUUUUCAAUUUGCCAAUAACAUCUAAGGUGGAUGUUUAUAGUUAUGGAAUAGUUGUUUUGGAAAUGAUAACAGGAAAAAGUCCAACUACAGGUUUCAAGAUUGUUAGUGGAGAAGAGGAAAGUGAUGGGAGGUUGGUUACAUGGGUGAGAGAAAAAAGAGGCAGUGACAUUUCUUGGUUAGAGGAAAUUGUUGACCCUCAAAUUGCAUUAAAUUAUGAUAGAAGUAAAAUGGAGAUUAUGGCUAAAGUUGCUUUGGAUUGUGUUGUGGAUGAAAGAGAUUCAAGGCCUACCAUGAGUAAAGUAGUUGAGAUGCUUCAAUACCAUGGAAGUGAUGUAUGAUACCUUCACAUUAUUUUUCAAUGUCAUUCUCAAACUUUUAUAGCUAAAGAUAUGUGAAGAAUGUAUAUAUUAUGCAUUUUUUUAUUAUA
Medicago truncatula (barrel medic) is the source of this 2681-nucleotide messenger RNA. RefSeq names its product putative receptor protein kinase ZmPK1. The transcript is spliced from 2 exons. Gene Ontology annotation, biological process: protein phosphorylation; recognition of pollen. Bases 1 to 2592 code for a protein of 863 amino acids. The record is from RefSeq and is a predicted model, not a curated record. NCBI's taxonomy places the organism in Eukaryota, Viridiplantae, Streptophyta, Magnoliopsida, Fabales, Fabaceae. Gene Ontology annotation, molecular function: protein serine/threonine kinase activity; ATP binding.